AGGUCACAGCUUGUUCUUAUCUAAAUUACUACUAAUUCUCUGCUGUUUCCAGUUUUGAUUGUGGGAAUUUGUUAUAUAUUUAAUUCUUUUCCCUCGUUUUCAAUGCAAUUUCUUCCUAAUUUCACCAACUAUUAUGUUGCUUUCAAUGAAGAAUGCGCAAGCUUAAACUAUGCCCAUAACUCUUAGAUAGAGACUAAAACGGCAUAUACCCAUUUCUGAGAAAUGUGUGUAUCAAGUUAAAAAUCGAUGGUGUAGGUGUAGGACCCAAGUUUCAGCUAAUAAAUCUUGUACAAGAGAAGUUAGCGGUGAUAAAAUCUUCCAGAGGUGAAACACCGCUUAGGAAGAGUUCCCGAGAGGUGAGCUCGAGCUUCUCUGUCUUCUGCUUCUUUUCUCCAGAAUUUGGCCUUUCAGCAAUCUCAGGAGUCGUUAAUUUCUGCUCUGAAGCGGCUACAUAAUUUCUCUUCUUCAUCCUCACUGUCUGUAUGUUAUCUCUAACUCUCUCUGCCUGUCAGCUUGUUGUCUCGCUUCUCCUUUCUCUUUCAUACCACAUAUGACGUUGAGAGAGUUUGUACUGCAAUUUUUUAUUUCGUUUUUCCAAUUUUCCACAUUUGAGCCUGCAUAAGCUGUUGGUUCCCAAAGGUUAAGGAGUGCUGCGCACUUGUGAUUGUUGAGUUGAAGAAAAGGGUGUUGGAAGAUUUUACAUCCAUGAGAAGAUCAGGUGUAAACCAACCAAAAGUCAAGCGUCUUGUUGGAAAAUAUGAAAUGGGUCGAACAAUUGGUGAAGGUACAUUUGCAAAAGUGAAAUUUGCCAAAAAUUCUGAGACUGGGGAACAUGUAGCGAUAAAGAUCCUUGACAAAGAGAAAGUUCUGAAGCACAAGAUGGCUGAACAGAUAAAGCGGGAAAUUGCCACGAUGAAACUAAUACAGCAUCCACAUGUCGUCCAAUUGUUUGAGGUGAUGGGGAGCAAAACAAAGAUAUUUAUUGUUUUGGAGUUUGUUACUGGCGGAGAACUUUUUGAUAAAAUUGUAAAUCAUGGACGGAUGAGUGAAAAUGAGGCACGGAGAUAUUUCCAGCAACUUAUAAAUGCUGUUGAUUAUUGUCAUAGCAGGGGUGUUUACCACAGAGAUCUUAAGCCAGAAAAUUUAUUGUUAGAUGCCUACGGGAAUCUUAAAGUGUCUGACUUUGGCUUGAGUGCAUUAUCACAACAAGUUAAGGAUGAUGGCCUGCUUCACACUACUUGUGGAACUCCAAACUAUGUUGCUCCCGAGGUCCUUAAUGAUAGAGGCUACGAUGGUGCAACUGCAGACUUAUGGUCUUGUGGAGUCAUACUCUUCGUACUGCUUGCAGGUUACUUGCCUUUUGAUGAUUCUAAUCUCAUGAACCUUUAUAAAAAGGCGAGCAUUUCUUUUUUACCUUUUCUUUACUUUUUUAAAUUAAAUCCUACUUCUCUUCACAUUUGCAUUGUUCACUUCUAUUAUAUGCAGAUCUCGGCUGCUGAGUUUACUUGUCCUCCAUGGCUUUCUUUAGAUGCCAUGAAAUUGAUAGCCCGAAUUUUGGAUCCCAACCCAAUGACUCGCAUCACUAUACCAGAAAUUUUGGAAGAUGAAUGGUUUAAAAAAGAUUAUAAACCCCCUGUUUUUGAGGAGCAGAAGAUUGCAAACUUGGAUGAUGUAGAAGCUGUCUUUAAAGAUUCAGAAGAACACCAUGUGACAGAGAAGAAGGAAGAACACCCAGCAGCUAUGAAUGCCUUCGAGUUAAUUUCAAUGUCAAAGGGGCUCAACCUGGCAAAUUUAUUUGGUACAGAACAGGAAUUCAAGAGAGAAACAAGGUUCACCUCUAAAUGUUCAGCUAAUGAAAUUGUAAAUAAGAUCGAGGAAGCUGCCAAACCUCUUGGUUUUGAUGUACAAAAGAAAAAUUACAAGAUGAGGCUUGAAAAUGUGAAAGCCGGUCGGAAGGGAAACCUUAAUGUUGCGACAGAGAUUUUGCAAGUCGCGCCUUCUGUCCAUGUGGUUGAGAUGCGAAAAGCAAAGGGAGACACUCUAGAGUUUCACAAGUUCUACAAAAACCUUUCCACCUCUCUGGAGGAUGUUGUUUGGAAGACUGAGGAAGACAUGCAAGAAACAAAGUGAAACUUGAUGCAGGUCCAAUUGUGAAGAACGAAAUGUUGUAAAUGCUCCACGACUAUUGUUUCCUUACGCUCAAGUUCUCAACUCUCGUGUUUGGUUGAUUGUUUUCCGUUUUAUUGUAGGAAAGCAUGGAAAAAGCUCCCAAAAAAAAAAAGAGCUAUGACGAUGUUUUUUAUCGGACAUGGGUUCUCAGUGAUAGCAAGAAAUGUUUGCAAUUCUUUUAGUCAUAUUAUAUGCUUUCAUUAGUGUUUCAAACACAGAAGUGGCUUUCUUAAUGCUCAGCUGUUCUCUUAAA
Messenger RNA from Cucumis sativus (cucumber), 2422 nucleotides. Its product is annotated as CBL-interacting serine/threonine-protein kinase 3. Gene Ontology annotation, molecular function: ATP binding; protein kinase activity. NCBI's taxonomy places the organism in Eukaryota, Viridiplantae, Streptophyta, Magnoliopsida, Cucurbitales, Cucurbitaceae. Bases 706 to 2130 code for a protein of 474 amino acids. Gene Ontology annotation, biological process: protein phosphorylation; signal transduction. The record is from RefSeq and is a predicted model, not a curated record. The transcript is spliced from 16 exons.